Messenger RNA from Daldinia vernicosa, 1365 nucleotides. Its product is annotated as peroxisomal biogenesis factor 11. The record is from RefSeq and is a predicted model, not a curated record. Gene Ontology annotation, biological process: regulation of peroxisome size; peroxisome fission. Gene Ontology annotation, cellular component: peroxisomal membrane. The coding region runs from base 316 to 1047 and encodes 243 amino acids. The transcript has 2 exons. Lineage: Eukaryota; Fungi; Ascomycota; Sordariomycetes; Xylariales; Hypoxylaceae.
GCUUCUUCGAUCCACUGCCAUUGCCUAGGUAGGUACGAAGUAUCCUCAUGUCCCAGCUUUAUUCCGUUACUUAUUAUCCAUACCACCGGCUACACAGACAGACAAGGGAACUUCAACUGUAACCGCACCGGCCGAGCCCGAAAUAUAGCGCACAUCGAGCGAUUCUCGCAAAACUGCAAUUGAUUGAUUGAUUGAUUGAUUGUUCGACCCAUCACCAAUCCUCGCUCCCUUCUCGCCUUUCUCCCUCGAUACUUACCUAUACAACAGCGUUAAUAGCACACAUACAUACAUACAUACACACACACAAAAACCACAAUGGUUGCCGACGCAGUAAUCUACCACCCUACGGUGUCGCACUACCUGAAAUUCGUCGCGACAACCAACGGCCGCGACAAGCUCCUGCGCACAGUACAGUACUUCGCGCGCUUCUACGCGUGGUACCUAUACCGCACGAACGGCACGCGGGGGGAGAUCGCGCCGUACGAGGCGCUCAAGAAGCAGCUGGGCCUGGCGCGCAAGCUCCUGCGCCUCGGCAAGAACGUCGAACACUUCCGGGCCGCGGCCCAGGCGGCCGACGCCAUCAGGGCCGGGGGAGCAGCCAAGGCCGGAGGAGACGACCCGGUGCUGCGGUACGCGGCGGUGGGCCGGCAGCUGGGCUACGCGGGGUACCUGACGUUCGACGCGGCGACCAUCUUGGACGCGCUGGGCGUGCGCAGGUGGGAGGGCGCCAAGAGGGCGCAGAAGGAGGCGUAUCGGUUCUGGGCGAUGGGUAUCUUGUGCAGUAUCGUUGCGCAGACGUAUACCCUGUACAAGCUGCGGGAGCGCGAGGCCAAGGUUGAUAAGAAGGAGGGUGAGGGAGUGGUGGAGAGUAAGAGGAUUGCUAUGGAACGCAAUGCUAGCCGGCUCCAGCUCAUCUCGGACCUGUGCGAUCUUACGGCGCCGACGUCGGCGCUGGGCUGGGUCAAAUUCGAUGAUGGGAUUGUUGGUCUGGCGGGUACGGUGAGCAGUUUGAUCGGCGUUUACACGCAGUGGAAGAAGACGGCGUAAGGGGGGUUGGUUAAGGUUAAAGCUGGUGUUCUGGGCGGAACCGUGUAAGGAAAGGAGUCUACGAUCAAUGGGAAACAAGAAGUAAGAGCCGGUGUCUCGGCGAGGAGAAGGACAUUUCGAUGCGAGGAAUCUGAGCAAUAUGUGAUGACCUUGGAGCGUUCUGCUCGAUGCGCGAGGAUGAAGUCGCAGUGUACAAAAUUAGCAGUUUUUCAAACCCGGUUCUAGACGAUAGAGAUCGAGCUAGGAAGAAAGGAGUUUAUGACGUAGGGAGUUAACUGGUGGAAUUUUUGAUUCGAGUUGGAUAGGAACGAGUAUUUC